Oreochromis niloticus (Nile tilapia) is the source of this 2241-nucleotide messenger RNA. RefSeq names its product zinc finger MYM-type protein 1. Lineage: Eukaryota; Metazoa; Chordata; Actinopteri; Cichliformes; Cichlidae. Bases 70 to 1839 code for a protein of 589 amino acids. Gene Ontology annotation, molecular function: protein dimerization activity. The transcript has 2 exons. The record is from RefSeq and is a predicted model, not a curated record.
ACACAUAAGGACAGUGUUGUUACAUGGAAAAGCUACCAGGGAACUAGCAAACAGGGAAACGUUGCACAGAUGAUAGCAACUGCAAAUGUGAGUGAGACAGUCGAAAGAAGAGAGUAUCUCAGACGAAUUGUUGCAGUAACCUCUAUGUUAGGGAGACAGGGACUCCCUUUUCAUGGCCAUGAUGAAAGUGAAGACAGCCCGAACAGAGGGAAUUUUCUUGCAUGCAUGGAGCUUUUGAAGGAGUUUGAUCCUUUUCUUCAAAAACAUAAUCCCCCAUCAAAUGCACAGUAUAUCUCACCAACAUCCCAGAAUGUCAUGAUUGACUGUUGUGCCCAGGAAGUUACUAGUGUCAUUGUAUCUGAAAUGACAAAGUCUAAAGUCUAUGCCAUCAUGGCAGAUGAGGCAAGGGAUGAAAAGGCAGAGCAGUUAGCUGUUUGUGUCAGGUACGUGUCAGAGGGGGCAGUGAAGGAGCGUUUCCUUGCACUAGCAGAGAUAAAAUCAUUUGAUGCCCAGUCCAUUGCAAAUGAGAUUCAGCAGCAGAUCCAAAACUAUGGUCUUGCAGAGCUUAAGUGUGUAGCACAAACAUAUGAUGGUGCAGCCGUCAUGAGUGGCUCCACUGGAGGUGUACAAGCACAUUUUAGAAGGCUCCAUCCUGAGGCUAUCUAUGUGCAUUGUUAUGCUCAUCACCUUAACCUGGUUUUGUGCAAUACUUGCAAGGCUGUCCCAGAGGCUGUGGAGCUUUUCAGCUUGUUGGAGUGUGUGUAUUCUUUCUUCAGCACCUCCCUAGUCAAUCAUCAUAAGUUCAUGGAGACUCAGGCAAAGCUUGGAUUGACAAAAACUGAGCUUGUGCAACUUUCAAACACUCGCUGGGCAUGUCAGUUGCGAUCAGUCAGUGCAGUUCUUGAGACAUUGCCUGCCAUUUUGGAGUGCCUAUCUGCAAUUGGAUCCCCUAUAGCUGUUGGUCUCAGAGCAAAGCUCUACAAGUUCUCAGCAGUCUAUGCACUACUGAUGUUUCAGUCGAUUCUGUCUGUAACCGAAGGACUCCACAAAUUCCUGCAGAAAGUGACUUUAGACCUGGCAGAAGCUUUUAUCUGCAAACAAGCUGUGUGUGACACACUUAAGGGCAAACACUCAGAUGCAUUUGCUACAGAGUUGUAUGAGAAAACCAAGGCCCUGUGUAACACCCACAGUAUCCCUGAACCAGGUGCCAAGACAAGGCACAAACAGAGGAAAAUGGAGGAUUUUGUCCUGGAGGCAACUGUGGGUUCAAGCACUGAACUGAACAACUCAGACACAUUGAAAAGAGAGUUACUUUUCCCUUGUGUGGAUCGGAUGGUUGGCGAGCUUGAUCAAAGAUUUUGCAGUGUAGAUGCAGGGCUGCUAAAAGGCAUCCAGGCAUGCAGUCCUAAAUCUGAGAACUUCUUGAGUGAACCACACUUGAAUGAACUUGCAAAGCACUACAGACUUGACCUGAAAAAAGAGGAGGUUCUGGUGGCCAGAAACUUUCUUACCCGGAAAACAGAGGCUGGAUGUCCACCCAAAAAUAUGUUGUCUGUGUACAACCUCCUUGAUUCAGACAUGUUUCCCUCUCUGAAGGCAACCAUCCAAGUUGCCCUAAUGGUGCCUGUCAGCAGCUGCUCGUGCGAAAGGUCCUUUAGUGCACUGCGUCGGCUGCACUCCUGGCUGCGUCAAACAAUGGGUCAGAAAAGACUUCACAGUCUUGCAGUCAUGUCUAUUGAAAAAGACACGCUUCAGCAUCUGAGUCACAACAGAGUGAUUGACCGAUUUGCCACUCUUAAAAACGGACCUCAUUCUUUGAUGCUUCCACCCACCAAGUAACUGGUGAUUGCAGCCAUACAAAUGAUGUACUUUUUUAUUUUCAGUUUUUUUCUUGUUAUUGAUGCAGCAAACACAUUUCCUCUGUUUUCUUGUUGUACUGUGUUAUAAAACAGACUGAAAUAAAACAAUAGAUCUAUUGGUGGCCUAGGAUGUUUAAUCUGUCCAAAAAAGUAGGAAAACAAUUUCUCAGUCUUUUUUUUCUGUUUGUGAAAUUUUGUGCUCAUUCACUACGUUCGUUCAUAUCGUGUGCAUCUCUUGGGGGCUAAGCCCCCCCUGUCCUUAAAACCUAGUGACGCCCCUGGCAGCUAAUAUGUCCUGUUUUAAGCCAGGCACUUACACCUCCGCUCCGCUGCGUCUCAGCCACCAUCGCUCUAGCAGCAAGGGUGCUAGAGCCAGAGCAGG